AUGAACACCGCCUUGUCCACCGUUCUGUUCGCACUUGUGUGCUGCACUGCUCUUGCCUGGUACCCCACCUACAACUACGGACAUGGUGCUGGUUACCAUGGAGUCGCUGGUCUCCACGGAAUCGGCGGUCUCCAUGGAGCCGCUGGUCUCCACGGACUCGCUGGCUAUGGUGGCCCCGUUUACGGACAUGCCGGUUAUGGUUACGGAUACCCAGGUUAUGGUUCCGGAUACGGACACGGAUAUGGUAACGGACACGGAAAUGGACUCGGAGCUGCACUUGGUUUCGCUGGACACGGACACGGACUUGGACUAGGCGUCCGUGGACUUGGUCUCGCUGGACACGGACACGGGCUCGGAGCUGGACUUGGUUUCGCUGGACACGGACACGGACUUGGAGCUGGACUUGGUCUCGCUGGACACGGACACGGAGCUGGACUUGAUUUCGCUGGACACGGACUUGGACUAGGCGUCCGUGGACUUGGUCUCGCUGGACACGGACACGGGCUCGGAGCUGGACUUGGUUUCGCUGGACACGGACACGGACUUGGAGCUGGACUUGGUCUCGCUGGACACGGACACGGAGCUGGACUUGAUUUCGCUGGACACGGACUUGGACUAGGCGUCCGUGGACUUGGUCUCGCUGGACACGGGCUCGGAGCUGGACUUGGUUUCGCUGGACACGGACACGGACUUGGACUAGGCGUUCGUGGACUUGGUUUCGCUGGAUACGGACACGGGCUCGGAGCUGGACUUGGUUUCGCUGGACACGGACACGGACUCGGAUUCGGAGCACGUGGACUUGGACUAGGCAUCCGUGGACUUGGAUUUGGAGGACGUGGAUUUGGAUUCGGCGGACGAGGACUUGGAUACGGACACGCUCUGUACCACUGA
Messenger RNA from Gigantopelta aegis, 891 nucleotides. Its product is annotated as glycine-rich cell wall structural protein 1-like. The transcript is spliced from 3 exons. Lineage: Eukaryota; Metazoa; Mollusca; Gastropoda; Neomphalida; Peltospiridae. The record is from RefSeq and is a predicted model, not a curated record. The coding region runs from base 1 to 891 and encodes 296 amino acids.